Planococcus citri (citrus mealybug) is the source of this 2012-nucleotide messenger RNA. RefSeq names its product acetylcholine receptor subunit alpha-type acr-16-like. Gene Ontology annotation, cellular component: synapse; neuron projection; plasma membrane. Gene Ontology annotation, biological process: signal transduction; monoatomic ion transmembrane transport; nervous system process. Gene Ontology annotation, molecular function: excitatory extracellular ligand-gated monoatomic ion channel activity; transmembrane signaling receptor activity; transmitter-gated monoatomic ion channel activity involved in regulation of postsynaptic membrane potential. Bases 86 to 1315 code for a protein of 409 amino acids. The transcript is spliced from 15 exons. NCBI's taxonomy places the organism in Eukaryota, Metazoa, Arthropoda, Insecta, Hemiptera, Pseudococcidae. The record is from RefSeq and is a predicted model, not a curated record.
AAAAAUGACAUCUUUGGUUUCAUUUAUUCAAAUACGUGCGUUACUUCGAGCAUACGUUUAACGCGGUGAAAUAAUUUUUGGGCCAAUGUCGAUGAAAUUUUACGUUAUUUUCCUAAUUUUAUCGAGUGUGACUUACACAAACGGACGCAUACGUGACUGUGAAAGUAAACCAGGUGGCUAUGAAACUAAACUCAAAUGUUAUUUAUUUUCCAACUUCGACUUACUUUCACCUCCACCACAUGCGCAAUCUUCUAGUUCGACCAUAGCAGAUAUGGUUAUGACGUACGUUGAUUUGAAUAUCGAAGAUGGAGUACUUAUAUUUAUUGGUAGUAUAUUUAUGCAAUGGAAUGAUGAACGAACAGUCUGGGACAGCAAGAAAUUUGGAGAUGUUCUUGAUCUAGAAGAUAUUAAAGCUGAUUUACUAUGGAGGCCGAGUUUAACAUUGAACAAUAAUUUGUUUGUAGACUCCAGGUACAACAAUUCUUUCGGGGCUGGCCAUUUGCAAAUUGGUUCAGAUGGCAUCUUGCAUUGGACGUCGUCAAUGAAUUUACAAACAAGGUGCGCAAUAAGCUCUAAUAGUUGGCCAUGGGAUCCUCAAAAGUGCAUCCUCAAUUUCACAAUCGAUACGCCAGAUAUUUAUGUCACUUUCUCCGAGCUCGUGCACAAUUUACCUGGAGUGCCAUCGUUAUGGAGUAUUGCUGGUGUCAAAAAAGAAAUGGGUUUUCCCCACGUAAUAUUUGAGCUGACCUUAAAAAUGGAAAGUCGUACCUUGCAAAUUGCAUCGUGUUUGACACUUAUAGCUGUUAGUUUGGUGCUUCUUCCGUCGUUUUUGAUAUCGCCAGUAAGCAGGAUCAAACUGGCAUCGAAAGUAUUAUCUCUGCUAAUGCUCGUCAUUUCCCUGGUCAUUUUGAUGAAUUUAAUUCCAAAUUUCACCGCAAUAGCUCCUAAUUUCUUGAUUGCAUUUGGCACGAUAUUUUCAAUGGUGGGAAUAUCCAGCUGUAUCACUGCCUUCCUACUAAGAUUAGCUAGGAAAUCACACACAUAUCAUCCAUCGUUGAUCACGGAAGUUGGAAAUUCGAAAGAAAACAAACGUGAAAAUGCAGCGAUGAAAAUGGCAUCGUUUGAAGACAGUACACCCUUUGACGACAAAUGCUCUAUUGAAGAAUCACUAUCACAAAAAUCUGAAAACGAAUGGUUGAGAACUGCUCUAGUUAUCGAGACCUACCAUCGGUACGUACAAUACAAAUAUCGAAGACACACCAUCGCAUCAGCGUAUCGAAGUGAAGGGAUGUAUUUUUCCAAAGGCAGGCGGUAACAUAGGCAACUCUUUUGGCAGAUUCAAAACAUUGAUGGGACCUACCAUAGAAAUAUCGAAGACAAUGGCAUCACACCAGCUUAGGUACCUAUAUCGAAAAAAAGGGACGUUUUUUUCCAAGGGCAACCGGUAACAUAUAGGCAACUCUGGGCAGAUUCAAAAAACGUUGAUGGAAAAUUCAUCGUUAAGGAGACAGGCGUACGUUACUUCGAGCAUAAGUUCAACACGGUGAAAUAAUUGUUGGCCCAAUGUCGGUGAAAUUUUACGUAAUUUUUAACAUUUUACUGAGUGUGACUGUGACUUACACAAACGGACGCAUGCGUGACUGUGAAAGUAAACCAGGCAGCCUUGAAUCCGAAUUCAAAUGUUAUAUAUUUUCGAACUUCGACAUGCGGUCACCUCCUCCUCAUGCUCUGUUGCCUAUUUAUGGUUUUGCACAUAUCGAUGUGGUGUACGUUGAUUUGCAGUGGGAAGAUCAACGAACACGCUGGAACAAUGAGAACUUUAUAGUUCUAAAAGAUAUUAAGGCUGAUUCAGUGUGGAAGCCGAGUUUUACAUCGAACGAAAAAUUUCAGUAAUUUGUUUUUAGACGAGAGGUACUACAACAAUUCUUUCGGGGCUGGCCGCUUGAACAUUAUGUCAGAUGGUGACUUGCGAUGGAUGUCGUCAGUGGAUUUACUCACAAGGUGUAAAAUAA